Anopheles merus is the source of this 2006-nucleotide messenger RNA. RefSeq names its product dnaJ homolog subfamily C member 28. NCBI's taxonomy places the organism in Eukaryota, Metazoa, Arthropoda, Insecta, Diptera, Culicidae. The record is from RefSeq and is a predicted model, not a curated record. The transcript has 8 exons. Gene Ontology annotation, molecular function: sodium channel activity. Gene Ontology annotation, biological process: sodium ion transport. Gene Ontology annotation, cellular component: membrane. The coding region runs from base 39 to 2006 and encodes 655 amino acids.
CCCUGCUGGACGUACUUCAGAUCCAGCCGGAAAACUACAUGAAGAUUAUAUACAAUCUUACCCGCGAUCUGACCCGCCUGGACGAUACGGAACUGCGCGUUCGGACGCAAAGCAACCUGGAGUUCUUACGCACCCAUCAAACACUCACCGAGUACGGUAUCUGCUACACCACCAACAGUUUUAUCUCGUCCAAUUUAACCGCAAGUCUGUUGUUGACCGGGAGGGAGCUACCGUUGGACGAUUUCUACUCGACGCGUACAGUGCACAAUGUUCGGUACGGGAACCUUUUCGACGGCGACAUCACGUACAGCUUUAUUGGCUUUGAGCCACCGAUUACGAUCUUUUAUCACAGCCCUUAUGAAACACUGAACAUCGCAAAGUAUCAACCACUGACGAACGAGGCACAUGAGUACGAAACGUUUUCUAUCGAAAUCGUCACCACGAAGGACUUUAAAGAGGAUACUACGAUCUCCCAACGGGGCUGCCGGUUUCAUUACGAGUCCAACCUGACGCACUAUUCCAUCUACACUAAGGGCAUCUGUCUGCAAGAGUGUCGCAUUCAGCUGGCCUACAAACUGUGCGGAUGUAUUCCUCAUUUCUAUCCUAAUCCUGAAGGACCAAGAGCAAAGAAGGUGUGCCACUACAAGCAGCUGAUAAAGUGUUUUCCGCGCUACCAGAAGCUGUUCCUCGAGUUCAAGCAGGACAUUAACGACAAAAAGGGUAUACCGUGCUACUGCGAGCAGAACUGUGUCGACUCGAAGGUUAUCAUCGAGCACAGACAGGUUCUGAAGCAAACGCAAAAGCUUAUCGGCAGCAUCGGUGGGCUGAUUGUUGUGAAGCGCUACCCUUUGGUACGGUUCAGCCGGCAGCUACUGUUUACCUUCACUGAUUUGUUGGUGAGCAAGUUUGCAAACAUGCUUACGAAUAAAACCUUCGCAGCUGUUUCGCUGGCACAACAUUAUGGGAGCUCUUUCUGCUUCAGGAUGGUCCACACACGGCGAGGCGAAUUAUAUAAUAAAUGCUACCGUCUGCUGGGUGUGAAUGAACAGUCCGACCAGAACACGGUCCGGCAGGCUUACCUGACGCUGGUGAAAAAGCUACACCCCGACAGUGGCCACCCGGAAGCGAGCGCGGAACGAUUCCAAGAAGUGGAUAGCGCCUUUCGCAUACUGCAGGAAAAGUUUGCCAAAGCGCGCCGUGGCAUCGUGGAGGACCUGCGCGAGGAGGUGAAGGUGUACGACAUCAAACACACUGCCCCGCAGCACCGCCAGUACCUGAGCUUCGAUGGGAUCGGGUACGGUACGCCCGCCCAGCGCCAAAAGCAAUACCAAACGGUGCGCGCCGCCAAAGCGCAGGAACGCGUGCUCGAACAUAGGCUCUCGAAGGCACAAGCGACUGAAACGGCUGUUAUGAAGAAGGGCGACUACUUUAAGAAGCACGAAAUCAAAACCAAGUACGGCUACGAUCGUGUUGUCGAGGAUCUGAUCCAGGAAGCGAUCUCGAGGGGAGAUUUCAGCAAUCUGUCCGGGUUUGGCAAACCCCUGCCCGACCAUCAGUCACAAAACCCGUACGUGGACUUUACCACGCACAAGAUGAACAAGAUCAUGCUCGACAAUGGGUUCACGCCCGAAUGGAUAACGCUGCACAAGGACAUACGGCAGGCGGUGGAUGCGCUAAAGGAAGAUUUGCGCCGACUGCGCGCCAAGCUAGGCCAUCUGCCGUUGAGCGUGCGCGAGGAGCAACAGUGGGAAAAGUGGCUCGAGCAGCAGCAGGAGGAGGUGACAAAGAUUAACAAAAUGAUCGAUAAAUUUAAUCUGAUCGUGCCGAUGAUGAACAAGCAGAUGGUUCAACUGAGUCUGGAGCGCGUGGGCAAUGAAGUGCUAGAGAAAGGGAAACACAGAGAAGAGAUGGUAGAAGACGAUAGGCAACCAACGGCGAAAACGACACAAACUGAUGCCACCAAUAGGUCAAGUGUUUUAGGUUUUAUUGGUUCCUUGUUUAGUUGA